This is a messenger RNA of Pongo pygmaeus (Bornean orangutan), 2715 nucleotides long. It is a transcript of the gene ZFAND6, whose product is annotated as zinc finger AN1-type containing 6. Gene Ontology annotation, molecular function: DNA binding; polyubiquitin modification-dependent protein binding; zinc ion binding. Gene Ontology annotation, biological process: protein targeting to peroxisome. Lineage: Eukaryota; Metazoa; Chordata; Mammalia; Primates; Hominidae. The record is from RefSeq and is a predicted model, not a curated record. The coding region runs from base 1336 to 1962 and encodes 208 amino acids. The transcript has 8 exons.
GGCCGGCGCAGCAGGUGGUGGGCCCGCGGGGGCCGCGGGCGAGAGGGCGAGGACUCCCGGCUCCGGGGGUGGAGGCCGGAGAUCGGCGGGUUCACCUCAGACAGCACGCGGGCGCCGGCGGCCGGGGGCCGCUUCCUGUCAGGGUGGUCGCGCUGGGGUCGGGAGCCUUAGUUCUUCAGAGCCGCGGAGGCCGCGACGCGCGCCGCCCCGAGCGGGUUGCAAGCGGUUGGCUGGCGGGGGUCGGAAGGGCCCCGGGCACACUGGGGCGCGUCAGCUCCCCGCCUCCUCCGAGUCUCAGGACCUCUUCGGGAUGUUUUUCCACCUGCGGUGUUUUCAGAAACCAGCCGGAGGCAGCCCGGUGUCUCCAACUCCUGACUGGCACCGGGAAGGGAAUUGGUCUCUUUUUUUCCUGUUUGGGUUUAGCUUGCUUAGGAUUCUAAAUUUUUUGUCUGCUCUUUUGAAAUAGUUAUAUUCAAGUUUUAGCUACCUAAAAAAGUAUGAAAGAAUAUUGUGUUUGAAAUCUUUUUAACUUGAUUUUUAAGUCAUGUGCUAACCCACACAGUUGGGACGCUAUGAUUUACCUUCACAUCUCGGAAGUUGUAACCAGCUGUGAGGAAGUUAGGACCUUGGGGUUACCUAAAGAUAAUUUAUAUUAAGUUGUUGGGCCAUAAAAACUGGGCAGAAUUGGCCACGCGCGGUGACUCAACGCCUGUAAUCCCAGCACUUUGGGAGGCCGACGCGGACUAAUCACGAGGUCAGGAGAUCGAGACCAUCCUGGCCAACAUGGUGAAACCCCGUCUCUACUAAAAAUACAAAAAUUAGCUGGGUGUGGUGGCGGGCGCCUGUAGUCCCGGCUACUGGGAGGCUGAGGCAGGAGCAUCGCUUGAACCCGGGAGGGGGAGGUUGCAGUGAGCCAAGAUCGCGCUACUGCACUCCAGCCUGGCGACAGAGGGAGACUCCGUCUCAAAAAAAAGCCAGGCAGAAUUAAUGAUUUUGAAGCUCCGAGAAACAGGAUUAAAUUCCUCUUUCAAACCGAAAUCGGAAUUUGAUUUUUUAAAAGUGUAAAAUACCAUAAACUUUUAAGAUUUGACUCUGUAUUAGACUCUGAGGAUCCAGUGAUAAAUAAUACAUGCUGUCCCAGCAUCUGAGGACCAGGAAUGAAUCUGAAGUCUGCUGCAGUAAAACACAGAAGGCUUUAAAAUGUUUUCUUGCAUAAAACUCAAAACUUUUAAGUAGCUGCUUAUGAGGAUAGGGAAGGCAGAAAGCUAAUGUCUGUCUCAAGAUACAGGACAGCUGUUUGCUCAUCAACCUCAACUGUGUGUGCAACUGAGGAACAUGGCUCAAGAAACUAAUCACAGCCAAGUGCCUAUGCUUUGUUCCACUGGCUGUGGAUUUUAUGGAAACCCUCGUACAAAUGGCAUGUGUUCAGUAUGCUAUAAAGAGCAUCUUCAAAGACAGAAUAGUAGUAAUGGUAGAAUAAGCCCACCUGCAACCUCUGUCAGUAGUCUGUCUGAAUCUUUACCAGUUCAAUGCACAGAUGGCAGUGUCCCAGAAGCCCAGUCAACAUUAGACUCUACAUCUUCAUCUAUGCAGCCCAGCCCUGUAUCAAAUCAGUCACUUUUAUCAGAAUCUGUAGCAUCUUCUCAAUUGGACAGUACAUCUGUGGACAAAGCAGUACCUGAAACAGAAGAUCUGCAGGCUUCAGUAUCAGACACGGCACAGCAGCCAUCUGAAGAGCAAAGCAAGUCUCUUGAAAAACCAAAACAAAAAAAGAAUCGCUGUUUCAUGUGCAGGAAGAAAGUGGGACUUACUGGGUUUGAAUGCCGGUGUGGAAAUGUUUACUGUGGUGUACACCGUUACUCAGAUGUACACAAUUGCUCUUACAAUUACAAAGCCGAUGCUGCUGAGAAAAUCAGAAAAGAAAAUCCAGUAGUUGUUGGCGAAAAGAUCCAAAAGAUUUGAACUCCUGCUGGAAUACAAAAUUCUUGAGCAUCUGCAAACUAAAAAUUGACUUGAGGUUUCUUUUUUCCUAGUCAUUGGGAAUGUAGAGCAGUGUAUCUUGCAUGUCAUCGGAGGAAUAGAUUUUUGUUUUGGUUUUGUUUUGAAAAUGACUCUGAACAUUUAUUUCCAUUGCAAUUUCUGUGGCUGAGAAGACUUAAACUUUACAAGUAUUAUCCUUUUAAGAUCAUUUUAAUUUUAGUUGAGUGCAGAGGGCUUUUAUAACAAACGUGCAGAAAUUUUGGAGGGCUGUGAUUUUUCCAGUAUUAAACAUGCAUGCAUUAAUCUUGCAGUUUAUUUUCUCAUUGUGUAUGUAUAUAUCGCUUUUCUCUGCAGCACGAUUUCUCUUUUGAUAAUGCCCUUUAGGGCACAACUAGUUAUCGGUAACUGAAUGUAUCUUAAUCGUUAUGGCUGCUUCUGUUUUUUCAUUAACAAAGGUUAUUCAUAUGUUAGCAUAUAGUUUCUUUGCACCCACUAUUUAUGUCUGAAUCAUUUGUCACAAGAGAGUGUGUGCUGAUGAGAUUCUAAGUUUGUGUGUUUAAACUUUUUUUUGAGAGAGGGAAGAAAAAGCUGUAUGCAUUUCAUUGCUGUCUACAGGUUUCUUUCAGAUUAUGUUCAUGGGUUUGUGUGUAUACAAUAUGAAGAAUGAUCUGAAGUAAUUGUGCUGUAUUUAUGUUUAUUCACCAGUCUUUGAUUAAAUAAAAAGGAAAACCAGAA